This is a messenger RNA of Priceomyces carsonii, 1638 nucleotides long. RefSeq lists its product as uncharacterized. NCBI's taxonomy places the organism in Eukaryota, Fungi, Ascomycota, Pichiomycetes, Serinales, Debaryomycetaceae. The coding region runs from base 1 to 1638 and encodes 545 amino acids. Gene Ontology annotation, molecular function: acyltransferase activity, transferring groups other than amino-acyl groups. The record is from RefSeq and is a predicted model, not a curated record. The transcript has a single exon.
AUGACAGAGGACUAUGUUUUCAGCGUGUCUGAUAAUCCAGACGACUUUUUUGAACUUUUCAAAUUGCCUGGGGCUGAAUGGGGAGGUGCUUCAGGAGUUGUUAAGUUUGCCGAAAUAGUAACCAGAUAUCAAAAGGAAGCCGUUGAAAGCGGAAUUAAAGUGCAAGGUUUUCUGUUUAAGAAGAAAAGUUCUAAUGAAGUAAUUGCAACUGUAUUUGUAAGAUGGAUGGAAGCAUUCUACAAAGAUAUUAACACGACAAGCUUGAUAUCUUCUACCCCUAAUCCGUCAUCAAUUGGUGUAAAUAACGCUACUGCUUUAACUAUACAAGCUGUAUACGUACAUCCCGAUUACAGAGCUAAAGGAAUGGCCGAAUCCCUCUUGAAAAAGACUAUUGAGUACGUCGAAGAAGAGAUUAUUCAAGAAAAACUCAAUACCAGUGAUGACACUAAGAAAGACAACUUUAAAAGCAUGGCCAUGACAGAUGGUAGAUUAGAUCGUCGUUUAUGCAACUACUACUUGGGUAAGGAAUAUUUCUGGGUCUUGUACUCAGGUGUUCAAAAUUACUACGAAAGAUUUGGAUUCAAAGGGUAUCCAUUAGAUUUUUACAAGAUCCCCUACUCGGUAGUCUCAGAUGAGCUGCAAAAAAUGAUCGAAGACAUGAUUGAUAACAAAUCCUCCCAUCCCAGUGGAUUUGGCAAGAAAUUGAAAUUACUAAGUGGCUCAAAUGACCUUGAUAGAGGAACUAUAAGUUCAAUUUUGCAAGGCAAGGAACUUGAUCUUUUGAUGGAAUUAAACCAGCAGGUAUUUCACCUGGAGUUAAGCAGUGGACAAAAGUCAUCAUCAUCUUUAACAAAUAUGCAAAGCAUGUUAUCCAUGUCCAAGAUGGGGUCAUUUAAUGCUUUGGGUUCGAUCACUGAACUUUCUUCUCUAGGGAAUACUGGAGUCAUACCAGCAAAUAAGGAAGUAGGUACGCAACAAAGAAGAAGGUCAUCGGUCAUGCAACUUACUACUCCAAAGGUAGCUUUAAAACCAGAUUUAAAUCUUUUGUCAACCCACAUGGCUCGUGAGAGCGACAUCGCAGAAUGGAACAAGAUUAAUCGUGAAAAAGCAAUUCAAUUUUCUGACAUCAAAGGUGCCAUAAUUACCAAUGAGUUACAACAAAAGACGUUUUACAUCUUAUGGCUCUCCCUUAAAAAAACAGUGAUUAUAGGAAUGGGUGAAUUAAAAGUUGAUCCUCUCGGUUUUGGGUUAGGAGGCGGUAGAAGACGUUCUUCUUUCACUGGACUUAACGACUUAGGUGGAAUUAACUUCCAGGAUCUAGAUUUAUUAAUUAGCGUCGCGUGUUAUGUCUGCAGAAAUAGACUCCUAGGUGAUGACAGCCUCUAUGUGUCGAUCAAUGAUUUGCCUGAUAAUAUUCCGGCUCCGGUGCUUCACGAUUAUUUUAUGAACUAUCUUCCCAAUAACUUUGCUGAUGUUAAUGCUCAUGAUGAUGAAUCUGCACCGCAGGAAACAAAAAUUGAGUUCGUUAAUGAUGCAUCGAAAAGACUUCGAGUUUUGCCAAUGUUAAGAAAAUUUGGAAGUAAUUCCAAUGAUUUCCAAUUAGACUGGACUGGAAGUAGUAUGUUGACAUGGGGCUAA